Messenger RNA from Gongylonema pulchrum, 210 nucleotides. The record is from the annotation of a GenBank genome assembly. Lineage: Eukaryota; Metazoa; Nematoda; Chromadorea; Rhabditida; Gongylonematidae.
AUGUCUUACGGUGUAUAUCACCGUUUAUUGAUUAAUGCGAUAACAUUCACGACGCCACUGACUGAUCGACAGACGGCAGAUUUGGAUGUGAAAAAUGACUGGAACAAAGCAGUGGUUUUUAAAAUGAAGACGACCAGGCCGGACGCAUUCAAAAUGAAACCCGUCUAUGGAAUCAUCAAUCCAAACAGCAAGGUACUCUUCAGCCUAUAA